Messenger RNA from Plectropomus leopardus (leopard coralgrouper), 1828 nucleotides. RefSeq names its product dystrobrevin binding protein 1b (gene dtnbp1b). NCBI's taxonomy places the organism in Eukaryota, Metazoa, Chordata, Actinopteri, Perciformes, Serranidae. The record is from RefSeq and is a predicted model, not a curated record. Gene Ontology annotation, biological process: anterograde synaptic vesicle transport; regulation of synaptic vesicle exocytosis; neuron projection development. Gene Ontology annotation, cellular component: cytoplasm; neuron projection; plasma membrane.
ACGUUUGUCUACAGCUGAAAACAGACAUGAGAGUAAUUUCAUUAAAAGUCUCAUUUCAUAUCGAUCCAUUUGCACAAAUAGCCACCUGAACAAGCAGAACGAGAUUAUUUAAUGUUAUUUCUUUUAUUUUAUUUCCCUUGGGUUUUGGGUCACGCAGAGGAGAGGUGAGAAGAAGAGCAGACAGCACUUUGCGAGUACAUGCUGUAUACUGUUGCUUGCUGAGCUUCCAAGCAAAAGAAACAGCCUGUGAGGGGACAGUAUCGCUUUUUAUUUUUAUUUUUUUUGGCCUGCAUGAUGAUUGUGGGAACAGAUGCAGCAAGUAACACAGCGAGCAGAAACUCAGUGGAGCUAGAGGCGGAGCACGCACAGAGAGUCCCUGGGGCAGACCAGGGAGGGGCCCCAGCCCCACAGGUCAAGCUGAAAGAAAGGCAGAAGUUCUUUGAGGAGGCCUUCCAGCAAGACAUGGAGCAGUACCUGUCCACUGGCUAUCUGCAGAUCGCUGAGCGGAGAGGAAGCAUGUCGUCCAUGGAGGUGAACGUGGACAUGUUGGAGCAGAUGGAUCUGAUGGACAUGUCCGACCACGAAGCCCUAGAUGUGUUUCUGCACUCUGGGGGAGAGGACAACAGCGCCGCCUCGCCUGUCGCAGGUCCAGAUGUUGAGUCCUUCACCACUGAGAUCAGUCUCCAGGUUCCCACCCAGGCUGAGCUACGCCACAAGCUUUCUUCUCUGUCAUCCACCUGCACCGACUCAGCCAGCCAGGACACAGAGGCCGGGGAUGAGGAUGAAGAUGACGAGGAUGAGGAGACUGAGCAAGCUGGAGGCGGAGGUGUUGGAGGAUCAGAGGGAGGAGGAGGAAGGAGGAGAAAGCCCCCCGUGGUGGUGACCCUGGAUGAAGAGGAGGUGCACCCAGAUACAGCAUUGGUGGAUGGGGUGGGUCAGGAGGAUCAGACCAGCAAAGACAGUGAGGUGAGCAGGUCGAAGAUUUGAGGACACACGGACUGGAUCUAAACACAAACACACAGAACUGCGAAAUUUAAACUGAUAUAUAGAUAUAGAUAUAUAUCUAUAUAUAUCUAUAUAUAGAUAUAUAACGAUAUUGGCUUCAUUCUCAAACUGUCAUACAGAGGAAAAGACACUGAGGUUGCACUAACUGCCACAUGACCUUGCCUUAACAGACCACUGAUGUGAGUCCUCAAUUCUAAUUGAAUCCCUUGAAUGAAUUUGAGUUCCCUUUAGCAUAAAAGCACUGAAUGGCUGAACAUGCACAUAAAUAGUUUAGAACUGUUCAGAGAAUGCUACAAUAUUCUGUUUCUGUGUUUGUGCAUGUUGAGACCAGGAGAGGCCCGUCACUGAUAAGUAUACACAAACAAACAAAAAAACAUCCAUGUGCCCUUAUUGCACUUCUUUGUUUUCAUGUUACAUGCUAACAUAACUACUAAACUGUAACUGUUAAGCAUUAAUAUAUGUGUUGGAGACUUGUGAAACUUUUGCAGAAUAUAAAUGAUGAUGUUUUGUACCACCAUUGUCAGGGUUGUGGCAUUCUAUUUUUAGAACUAACUGAAAGCCACAUCAGUGAAGUCAGUAGAAGAGUGAUUUUUUUUAAUUGCUCAACGUUAGUCUCCUUUGAACUGCAUGUUGUCAUGCAGUGAUUGGAAAAUAAAAUUCUUUAUUAGAUCUGCCCAGCUUUUGACAAAUCCAUGUGUAAUAGAGUGCCCCUGUAAUGAGUCCUAAACCCAGAAAUAAAUUAACAUUUUAGCGCUCCAAGUUUCCUUGUCUCAAAGUUUUUUUAAAAAAAAUAGUUUUUUGCUUUGAAGCCUUAAGUAAAGUC